Pecten maximus is the source of this 1851-nucleotide messenger RNA. RefSeq names its product protein SPT2 homolog. The coding region runs from base 1 to 1851 and encodes 616 amino acids. Gene Ontology annotation, cellular component: extracellular matrix. The transcript has 2 exons. Lineage: Eukaryota; Metazoa; Mollusca; Bivalvia; Pectinida; Pectinidae. The record is from RefSeq and is a predicted model, not a curated record. Gene Ontology annotation, biological process: extracellular matrix organization.
AUGUUCUCCGAUAAAGUUAAAAGUUUCUUUAGAAAUUCUUCCUUCUUCAAUCAAACAAAUCCUAAGCUCAUCUCUAAGAUUUCUGACGAUAACUUCCUGUGGACUUCUACAGGGCGCAAACAGGGACCCCUAGGGACUUCUACAGGGCGCAAACAUGCACCCCUAGGGACUUCUACAGGGCGCAAACAUGUACCCCUAGGGACUUCUACAGGGCGCAAACAUGUACCCCUAGGGACUUCUACAGGUCGCAAACAGGGACCCCUAGGGACUUCUACAGGGCGCAAACAGGGACCCCUAGGGACUUCUACAGGGCGCAAACAGGGACCCCUAGGGACUUCUACAGGGCGCAAACAUGCACCCCUAGGGACUUCUACAGGGCGCAAACAGGGACCCCUAGGGACUUCUACAGGGCGCAAACAUGCACCCCUAGGGACUUCUACAGGGCGCAAACAUGCACCCCUAGGGACUUCUACAGGGCGCAAACAUGUACCCCUAGGGACUUCUACAGGGCGCAAACAGGGACCCCUAGGGACUUCUACAGGGCGCAAACAUGUACCCCUAGGGACUUCUACAGGGCGCAAACAUGUACCCCUAGGGACUUCUCCAGGGCGCAAACAUGUACCCCUAGGGACUUCUACAGGGCGCAAACAUGUACCCCUAGGGACUUCUACAGGGCGCAAACAGGGACCCCUAGGGACUUCUACAGGGCGCAAACAGGGACCCCUAGGGACUUCUACAGGGCGCAAACAUGCACCCCUAGGGACUUCUACAGGGCGCAAACAUGCACCCCUAGGGAGUUCUACAGGGCGCAAACAUGUACCCAUAGGGACUUCUACAGGGCGCAAACAUGUACCCUUAGGGACUUCUACAGGGCGCAAACAUGUACCCCUAGGGACUUCUACAGGGCGCAAACAUGUACCCCUAGGGACUUCUACAUGGCGCAAACAGGGACCCCUAGGGACUUCUACAGGGCGCAAACAUGUACUCCUAGGGACUUCUACAGGGCGCAAACAUGUACCCCUAGGGACUUCUACAGGACGCAAACAUGUACCCCUAGGGACUUCUACAGGGCGCAAACAGGGACCCCUAGGGACUUCUACAGGGCGCAAACAGGGACCCCUAGGUACUUCUACAGGGCGCAAACAGGGACCCCUUGGAACUUCUACAGGGCGCAAACAGGGACCCCUAGGGACUUCUACAGGGCGCAAACAGGGACCCCUAGGGACUUCUACAGGGCGCAAACAUGUACUCCUAGGGACUUCUACAGGGCGCAAACAUGUACUCCUAGGGACUUCUACAGGGCGCAAACAGGGACCCCUAGGGACUUCUACAGGGCGCAAACAGGGACCCCUAGGGACUUCUACAGGGCGCAAACAGGGACCCCUAGGGACUUCUACAGGGCGCAAACAUGUACCCCUAGGGACUUCUACAGGACGCAAACAUGUACCCCUAGGGACUUCUACAGGGCGCAAACAGGGACCCCUAGGGACUUCUACAGGGCGCAAACAGGGACCCCUAGGUACUUCUACAGGGCGCAAACAGGGACCCCUUGGGACUUCUACAGGGCGCAAACAGGGACCCCUAGGGACUUCUACAGGGCGCAAACAGGGACCCCUAGGGACUUCUACAGGGCGCAAACAGGGACCCCUAGGGACUUCUACAGGGCGCAAACAUGCACCCCUAGGGACUUCUACAGGGCGCAAACAUGUACCCCUAGGGACUUCUACAGGGUGCAAACAGGGACCCCUAGGGACUUCUCCAGGGCGCAAACAUGUACCCCUAGGGACUUCUACAGGGCGCAAACAUGCACCCCUAGGGUCUUCUAUGGUAGAGUCUAUUAUGAAACAAUAG